Molecule: messenger RNA, 2760 nt
Organism: Cottoperca gobio
Lineage: Eukaryota; Metazoa; Chordata; Actinopteri; Perciformes; Bovichtidae
Gene: tbxa2r
Product: thromboxane A2 receptor
Exons: 3
Coding region: 305-1420 (371 amino acids)
Biological process (GO): positive regulation of vasoconstriction; positive regulation of blood pressure; positive regulation of cytosolic calcium ion concentration
Cellular component (GO): plasma membrane
Molecular function (GO): thromboxane receptor activity
Source: RefSeq, a predicted model, not a curated record
GGAGAGGUAGAGUGUCUGAGCUGCGGGGGAAGAGAGUAUAGAACAUUGAGGGUUACUGCUAACAGUUUGCUGUAGUACUUCAUAUACUUUAAUUCCAUCAUGUUUCCCACCUCUUCCUGUGACUGUUGUUUGUGUUAUUCAUCUUACACAUGAAGAAAGAUGGUUUGGAGUAGUGCAAACUUCCCAACUUAGAGACAACUUGGUCCUUGAAAGUGCUUCUGUGGUCGAAGACAGAAAUUAAAUUCUUCACACUGGUAUUGUCUUGAGUCGUCUGCAGUCAACGACCCCACACCGGCUGACCACCAUGAAUGCCUCCGCCAUGCCACCUGCCAACAACACCCCACUCUGCUACUCCAUCAACAGCCCUCCAUUCAGGUACCAACCCACCAUCGCCUCGGCCUACUUCUCAUCCAUCUUUGGAACAUUAGGUCUCAUCUCCAAUCUCAUCGCCUUUGUAGUUCUACUCAAGUCCAUCCUGCGGACACAUAGCCGCUCACGCUCCACCUUCAUGAUUUUCCUGGGUGGCCUGGUGGUCACUGACUUCAUGGGUCUUCUGGUCACCGCCUCCAUCGUGGUAUCUUUCCAUGUUACGCACUUUAAUUGGCGGAAGUUAGAUCCAAACUGCCACUUCUGCAACUUCAUGGGUAUGUCCAUGGUCUUCUAUGGACUGUGCCCACUGCUGCUUAGUGCCGCAAUGGCCGUAGAGCGCUUCUUUGGCAUCAACCAUCCAUUUGCACACUCCACCAGAAUGCCCAAGAGCCGAACAGUUUCCAUGGUGCUGAUGGUGUGGUUGAUGGCAGGCUGCAUAGCUUUGCUUCCCCUGACGGGUGUUGGGAGCUACCACAUGCAGAUGCCCGGCUCCUGGUGUUUUUUCAACAUCAGCUCUACGGGAAAUAACUUUGCCUUCUCCCUGCUGUUCUCUCUGGUCGGAUUGAUGUGCAUCGCUGUGUCAUUUUUGCUUAACACUGUGAGCGUCGUUACCCUGAUCAAGGUGUGUUGCGGAGAUGAUAGGACCCAACGUCGUAGAGAUCAUGAAAUAGAGAUGAUGGUUCAGCUCAUCCUCAUCAUGGUCAUCGCUUCUAUCUGCUGGUGCCCCCUUCUGGUCUUUAUUGCCCAAACUGUGCUGUCCGGAGUGCCCCUCCAGAUCAAAUACCUACUGCUAUGGUUACGCUUCGCCACUUGGAACCAGAUCCUGGAUCCGUGGGUAUACAUCCUGUUCCGAAGGGCGGUCCUUAGGAGGAUCAACCCCCGCCUCAACUGGUCUCGCGGCUCCAUCAUGACCUUGUACCCGUCUUUCAGUGAUACCGUCAGAAGGUUCACACGAUCGUCACUUGGGAGCAGCUUGGGACCGGAUGAAAAAGAAGAGACACGGAAAUCCAAUGUAAUGCCCCCAUCUACACCACCACCCGCUUCUCCGUGAUUGUUUGGAUUUGAGUUGUUGCAACAGACUGAGUGACAUCACUGUGGUUACAGAAUGUGAUUGACUGUGUUUUCAAGCUCUGAUGAGUUUUCAUGUUAACUGUGGCCAGGAUAAGAAGCAGGAUUGCACCAAUAAUAUGAAAGAAUGGAAUUUUGUUAUUUUAUUGUAUCCCACUGAAAUGUUUAGCAGUAUUAGCAAUGACACUUAGUGUAGUAUAGUAUAUAGAGAGAGCAGGGGCUGACUAUGGAUACAACCUGUAACCACUGUACAUGCAGAAGGAACAGUUGAUCCCAAGAGCAACUAACACUGAUCCUAAUCUUGUAGAAGUGCCUAAAAGUGAAGAUAUUUUGACUAAAAUGAAAUGUAGCUUAGGCCUCCAAACACUUUCCAUUUGAACAGUGUAUACAAUACUUUACAAUGUAUUUUAUUUGUGUUGAAUGUUCUGAUGAUGCAUGCGAAUCAAACUAUACUUUCUAGACCCUAAAAUGAUCAGUUGUGAACUCAUUAAUGGUCGCAUCUAGGUUUGGUAGAAGAAGAAAAAAAGGAAAAUAAAGCGAUGCCAGUGUGAAAGUCAUUAUUUCAUUAUUGUAACAAAAUAAAUGUUGACGCAGACCCUGCAAAUGCAAAGUUUCUGUUGUCAGUGGUAGACUAAUCUUUUCCACUGUCAACUUCAGAAAUGCAAACAAUAAUGUAACAGUAACAGUAUUCAUUUGAGAUUUAUUGCUGCAUGAAAGGUCAUAUUUACAUAAAUAGUUUGAAAUCCCUAUCUGAUAAAUAAAAAUGAUGCCUGACUCUACUAGAAUGAAGAUCUGAGAAAGUGUAAUUGUAAUUGCGAAAUUAAGAUUUAAGUGACCUCCUAUCUUUGACAGUGUUAUAUAAAUGUGUCAUAUUACUUGAUAAGUAAUGCUAUCACUUUCUUUAUUUUGGUUUGGCUACCUUACAUUUCUAACACAUAUUUUCUUACAUACCGCUGUUUGUGUUUAGCCAUGAAUGUAGCUUUAUGUUGGGAGAUAACACCCUCUGAGAGUUCUGGAUUACAGUUGAAAGGUAAUUAAUGUGUGCAGUUCAAAUUGAUGAAACAUAUAUUUUAAACAUUCAACAAAAGAAUGUCUUUAAGUGGGACAUUUCUUUUAAGUAGGCCGAAGUGCAUAAGGUUAAGUGCAAGUGUUACUAAGGGUAAGUGAUACAAAUUAUGCUUCAAUUUGAGUGAACUGAUCCUUUUAGAAAGAAGCGUACUCAAUUAUUGUACUUGUCUUUGAAACAUGUAUUGUGACUGACUUACCACACAGUAAUGAAAUCCAAUAUUUCCAUCUGGAGAAAGUAAAAUUUUCAUAUUUGAA